This is a messenger RNA of Rhinolophus ferrumequinum (greater horseshoe bat), 3377 nucleotides long. RefSeq names its product transmembrane protein 30B (gene CDC50B). The record is from RefSeq and is a predicted model, not a curated record. Bases 133 to 1194 code for a protein of 353 amino acids. Gene Ontology annotation, cellular component: endoplasmic reticulum; Golgi apparatus; plasma membrane. The transcript has a single exon. NCBI's taxonomy places the organism in Eukaryota, Metazoa, Chordata, Mammalia, Chiroptera, Rhinolophidae. Gene Ontology annotation, biological process: phospholipid translocation.
GGCCAGGACCACAACUCACCUGAGCCCGCGGAAACCCGACCCGAGAGUAGCCCCCGGACUCGCCCAGCGCGAGGCGGGAGGCGCCCCCGGCGGGCCCCACACCUUCCGUCCGUCCGUCCCGGCGCGGUCGCCAUGACCUGGAGUGCCACGACCCCGGGCGCCCACCAGCCCGACAACACCGCGUUCACUCAGCAGCGCCUCCCCGCCUGGCAGCCGCUGCUGUCGGCCGGCAUCACGCUGCCGCUGUUCUUCUGCGUGGGCCUCGCCUUCAUCGGCCUGGGCCUGGGCCUCUUCUACUCCUCCAAUGGCAUCAAGGAGCUGGACUACGACUACACGGGCGACGCCGGCACCGGCAACUGCUCGCUGUGCGCCCUGGCCGACCAGGACCGCGCGCCGCCGCGCAACUGUUCGUGCGCCUGGUACUUCUCGCUGCCCGAGCUCUUCCAGGGCCCCGUGUACCUCUACUACGAGCUCACCAACUUUUACCAGAACAACCGGCGCUACGGCGUGUCCCGCGACGACUCGCAGCUCAGCGGGCUGCCCAGCUCCCUGCGCCACCCAGUCAAUGAGUGCGCCCCCUACCAGUACAGCGCGGCCGGCCGGCCCAUCGCGCCCUGCGGCGCCAUCGCCAACAGCCUUUUCAACGACUCCUUCACGCUGUGGCACCAGCGCCCGGCUGGCGGGCCUUACGUCGAGGUGCCGCUCGACCGCACCGGCAUCGCCUGGUGGACCGACUACCACGUCAAAUUCCACAACCCGCCGCUGGUGAACGGCAGCCUGGCACUGGCCUUCCGCGGCACCGCGCAGCCGCCCAACUGGCCCCAGCCGGUCUACAAGCUCAGCUCCGACCCCAACAACACCGGCUUCAUCAACCAGGACUUCGUGGUGUGGAUGCGCACGGCGGCGCUGCCCACGUUCCGCAAGCUGUACGCGCGCAUCCGCCAGGGCAACUACUCCACCGGGCUGCCCCGCGGCGCCUACCGGGUCAACAUCACCUACAACUACCCGGUGCGCGCCUUCGGCGGCCACAAGCGCAUUAUCUUCACCAGCAUCUCGUGGAUGGGCGGCAAGAACCCCUUCCUGGGCAUCGCCUACCUGGUGGUCGGCUCCCUCUGCAUCCUCACGGGCUUUGUCAUGCUGGUGGUCUACAUUCGCUACCAGGACCAGAACGACGAGGACGAGGACGAGGAGUGAUUCCUGCUUUCAAGGCAUCCUUCCUCCAUGCCUAAACGCUCCUGCAAGCUACUCUGGCUACUCUCCCUCGCCCCUCACCCCAUUCCAACCUCACCUCGCUUUCCCUCCUGUUGUGGGUGAGGGGACCAGAGAGAGGGAUGAUACCCAAUUGGGGGCUACCAGACUCUUGCUGGGGAGCUUGGGCUGCAGAGUGACACAACCUUGCAAAUUCUCCCCACCUCCGUCGUGAUUUACCUAGUUGACAGGUUAGGUUAUUAAAGUCCUUAGCAUUCGAGAACUGGAAGGGGCAGUGGAGACUCCUAUUUAACUCUUAUCUGAUGAAGAGAUUGAAACCUACCGGUAGAGAUAUUAAAUAACUCAUUCAACAUCAGGCAACUCAUCGUUGGCUUCUGACUGACUCUAGAGCUUUUACUACUACACGAUAGUGGGUUGUUUUCUUUUCUUUUUUUCUUUUUCUUUUUUUGGUUGUGGUGGUGAGGGCGGGUAGAGAGUGGAGCCUACAAAUCACCUGCAGAGGUAUGGAGGGGUGGGGCAGGACAUUCUUGUUUAAAAUGUAGAUAGAUUAGGAGACACCAUCCCCCGAGAUUCUGACACAGUAAGGCUGGUUUGAGACCCUUGAAGCUGCGUUUUAACAAGCCCAUCUGGAGAUUCCUCCUAUAUUCCUUCAAAUUUGGAGGAAUUUCACUGCCCUGUACCAGUGAAGAAGUAGAAUACUGGAUUUUUCCCUGUUUCCUCCUAUGUCUGAGGUUGGGCCUGAAGCAAUCACCUCAGUCCAGUUUUUCAGGUAGUCAUUUGUUCCCAGGGUCAGUGACAAUGCUGCAGGUUUGAUCCAGCGCAUUCUACCUUGAACAUGGGAGGGAAUGUUUUAACCUUAGAAUUAAAUAGCUGGAAGGGAUCUUAGAGUGAAAGUGCUUUCCCUACGUCAGACCUGUCUCCUGACUCCUGACCUAGUCCUCUGUCAUCUAAAUUCGUUUCUAUGCUUAGAGAGAAAGGACUACAUUCAUACCUUUUUCUUAGGUCUAGAAAAAGCUUUUUAAUCUAUGUUCUCAAGUGAAGAAUGUUUGUUUUUAGUAAUUACGUUUAAAUGCAUGCUAAGGAGUAGUCUUAUAUGUAAAGUAGAACUUAAGAAUCAUUUGAACAUUUGAGAUAAUGUUAACUAACUACUCUAAAAUCAUUCUAAUAUAUACAAAGUUACUCUAAGAAGUAAUAGAAUUUUUAAAAAAAAUCUUUUAUGGCUAAGGAACUUUAAAAAAAUCCUUAGUGAUACCAUCUUAACCAGUUGAUUUGCUGAAAGCAAACAGUUCUAUGGUAUUCUGUCAGACAGAAUUACAGCUACUUUCUAGUUACUACUGUUUUUUGCUCAGGACUGUAAGGCAGUGCAAGACCUUGAAGUAUUUUUGUAAUAAUCAAAGAAAUACUGAAUUGUAUUGAGUAAUUUACAUUUAUUUUAGUCUACUCUAGUUCUUUGAAAAUUAAUGAUCGAUGGAUGGCGUGCAUGUUCAUUAUACCUGAUCUAUCUUCUGGAAUGUUGUAAUUUAAGAGGUUCUGUUCCACUAUUUACAUAAACUAAAAAAUAUUUUAGCAUUUCCAAUAUGUUGGCUUCCUAACUCCUGAAGGUGACACAAUUUUAUUAUCAGAUUGCAUACCGUGAUUUUAGGCUAGCAUUAUAUGUACAUAGAGUAAUUUUUAUUUAUUAUGAAUGAUCAAGCAGCUCACUAGCCUAAACCUCCUUUAUGUUACAUAAGAGAAUUUAUUACAAUUUUUUCCUAUGUAGUAAAGAGCAACCAUGUAUUUUGCUGUCACUUGUACAAUAUUCAGUCUAUUGCUAUAAAAUUUUAAGUGUACUACAAAAUUUAAGAUAUUCUGAUUGAAUCAAUGAGUAAAUUUCCAGGCCCUAUGCUCUGGGUUUUUGAAAGAGAAUAAAGGUUAUGUUUGUUUUACCUUUGUUAUCGCAUUUACUUAAUUCUUUUGAACUAUGAUCUUAAAGGCACAAACAGUACCAACCUCUUUGCUCAUUUGUUAUUAGCAAAUUUAUAUUGUAGCAAGAAACUCAUCUUUUAGAAUAAGGCUCCAAGUGAUCUCAAUCUUUCAUUGCUAACUUCCUAAAAAAUGUGAACUUCGAUUAACAUGUGAAUUAGAUGAUAUUCAAUUAUUGUUUGAAUAUGGUAAAAGGUAGUCAAUUU